AUGGCGACCCUGAACCACGUCGACGUUGUCGUCGGUGGCGACGCGCACGCACUUCUCGGCGAGGUCACCGACCUGACCGGCGUGUCUACGCGCACCGAGGGACCAUUCCCCACCAAUCUCACGAACGGCAGCGGGAAAACGGUGUGCGUCGUGCAAUCUUGGUGGGGUGCGAGGACGUUCGGGAAGCUCCAAGUGGAAUUCGACUCGAACGGUGAUGUUACCAGCUGCACUGGCAAGCCGCAGUUCGCGUACGACUCGACGACGUUUAAAAACGCCACCGACGACGCGGCGUUCACCGCGACACAGAAAACAGCGAUGGUGUCGUACCUCAACACCCUGGAUAACUGGCACGAAACCACGCCUGAUCCAAGCACCGCGGCGUCACUGAAGGUGUACAAGGACCAGGUAUCCAUUCUUAAAGCCACCAAGCUGGCGGAUGUCCCUGAGAACAUCUGCUUCGAACGCAUACCAGGUCAAGGACGUUCUACGCUGUGCAACGUCUCCGCGUCGUACAAACACGGAGGCGCGGCGUGCCAACUCGUCGCGAAGGGUUUCCUGCACCGCACGAAGACAGCGGAUAUCGCGAUUCAGAACGGUGGGGGAUGCAGGGUGGACAUCGCGAAAGGCGACUUCACGAUCAACGACGGUUACACCAUGCUUCCCUUCAGCAACACCAUUGUGACGCUGAAGAUGACCGGCGCGGAGAUCAAAGCCGUACUGGAAGACGCUCUGUCGUCAUCGCAUGAUGGAGCCGACCCGUCCACGGGUGCGUACCCGUACGUCGCUGGCUUGCGCAUGGACGUUGAUAUGUCCAAGGCGAAAGGUUCUCGCGUCUUGAACGUGGAGAUCAACUCGCGUCUCGCCGGGAGCUGGUCCAAUAUCGACACGUCCGCGACGUACGAAGUCGCAACUAACAACUACAUCGCUGCCGGAAAGGACGGGUACGUGACAUUCGCCAAAAGUUCCGUGGCUGGAACCUAUGCGGACACGUACAUGGAAUACGCGCAGACCAUGAUCGAUUACGCGAGAGAGAUGAAGACGUUGGUCGCGCCGCCCGUGGCGGAAAUGAGCACGAAAUCGUACAUCAACCUGAACGGGACGAGCCACACGCCGAGUCCACCGCCGCCGACACCGCCGCCGAGCGGUGCGAGUCGUCUCACGCAUACCUUCACCUUUGCCGCUCUCCUUGCUGGGUUUCUCGUGCUUUACUAA
Ostreococcus tauri is the source of this 1212-nucleotide messenger RNA. Its product is annotated as 5'-Nucleotidase/apyrase. Gene Ontology annotation, molecular function: hydrolase activity. The record is from RefSeq and is a predicted model, not a curated record. Gene Ontology annotation, biological process: nucleotide catabolic process. Bases 1 to 1212 code for a protein of 403 amino acids. The transcript has a single exon. NCBI's taxonomy places the organism in Eukaryota, Viridiplantae, Chlorophyta, Mamiellophyceae, Mamiellales, Bathycoccaceae.